Messenger RNA from Coregonus clupeaformis (lake whitefish), 1976 nucleotides. It is a transcript of the gene ubp1, whose product is annotated as upstream binding protein 1. The record is from RefSeq and is a predicted model, not a curated record. NCBI's taxonomy places the organism in Eukaryota, Metazoa, Chordata, Actinopteri, Salmoniformes, Salmonidae. The coding region runs from base 239 to 1870 and encodes 543 amino acids. Gene Ontology annotation, cellular component: nucleus. Gene Ontology annotation, biological process: regulation of transcription by RNA polymerase II. The transcript is spliced from 17 exons. Gene Ontology annotation, molecular function: DNA-binding transcription activator activity, RNA polymerase II-specific; RNA polymerase II cis-regulatory region sequence-specific DNA binding.
AGUCUUAUUUAACCGGCCGGGAACUGUAGCCCUGGUCACACAAGUCCGCGAUGAAAAAAGGAGAGAGAUUUCGGAGGGCACAGGAAGCGCUGGCUACGACCUUCGCAUAGGAGGAUUCCAAACAUCCGUGAAUCAAAAUCCACCAGCAGCGGUUUAUUCGCCCGCUAACUGCGGUCCCUUCCCCGGAGGCAAGCUGGCGGCCCUUCGGCUGGAGGCGGAGGAGAAGGAGCUGGGGGCCAUGGCCUGGGUGCUGAAGAUGGACGAUGCCACCAUCGAGUCAGGGCUGGUACACGACUUCGAUGCCAGUCUGUCGGGCAUCGGGCAGGAGCUGGGGGCUGGCGCAUACAGUAUGAGUGAUGUGCUUGCCUUGCCCAUCUUUAAACAGGAGGACUCCAGUCUUCCUUCAGACUGUGAGAGCAGCAGUCUCAACCCUCCCUUCCAGUACGUUCUCUGUGCUGCCACCUCCCCUGCUGUCAAACUACACGAUGAGACACUCACCUACCUGAACCAAGGCCAGUCUUAUGAGAUCCGUAUGCUGGACAACCGAAAGCUGGCAGAGUUACCAGAGAUUAACAACAAGACUGUCAAGAGCAUCGUUAGGGUGGUGUUCCAUGACAGGAGACUCCAGUACACAGAGCACCAGCAGCUGGAGGGCUGGAAGUGGAAUCGCCCUGGAGACCGUCUCCUAGAUAUCGACAUCCCUCUGUCAGUGGGUAUCGUGGAGGCGAAGGCCAACCCCUCUCAGCUCAACGCUGCCGAAUUCCUCUGGGACCUCAACAAGAGAGCCUCUGUGUUUGUACAGGUCCACUGCAUCAGUACAGAGUUCACCCCUAGGAAGCAUGGAGGGGAGAAGGGAGUUCCCUUCAGGAUCCAGAUCGACACUUUCAGACAGGGAGACAACGGAGAGUACACUGAACACCUCCACUCUGCCUCCUGCCAAAUCAAAGUCUUCAAGCCAAAGGGGGCAGACAGGAAACAGAAGACUGACAGAGAGAAGAUGGAGAAACGACCGUCUCAGGAAAAGGAGAAGUACCAGCCCUCCUACGACACAACCAUACUAUCAGAGAUGAGGCUGGAGCCCAUCAUAGAGGAGGCAGGAGACUAUGAGCUGAAGAAGUCCAGCAAGCGGACGCUGCCGGCUGACUGUGGGGACUCGCUGGCCAAGAGAGGCACUUGUUCUCCGUGGCCUGAUGCCUACAUCAGCUCUCCCCAGACAGCUGGCCCCUCCUUCUCCUCCACACCUCUCUCCACAUACACUGCCUCCUCUGUACCUGACAGUGGCCCCUCGUCACCCAAUCACCAGACAGACCCUGUCAGCCAAGUUGUCACAGAGCAGCUCAGUCCUACAGCUACCAUCAAGGAGGCUCAGAAGUGGCUUGUCAAGAACCGCUUCAACACAUACGCACGACUCUUCUCCCACUUCUCAGGUUGUGACUUAAUGAAGUUGACCCGGGAAGACCUGGUUCAGAUCUGUGGAGCUGCUGAUGGAAUCAGACUCUUCUACACACUCAGAUCCAGGUCGGUGCGUCCCAGGUUGACAAUCUAUGUGUGUCAGGAGUGUGAUGUGGAGAGCCCCUUGCUGGAGAGACGCUGCGACAGUGAGAACGGAGAGCACAGUGACUCGCCUAACUUAUAUGUGUACCAUGCUCUAUACCUGGAGGAGCUGACGGCGGCUGAGUUGAUCAGGAAGAUGGCGUGUGUGUGUAGCGUUCCACUGGGACAGAUCAACCAGGUCUACCGACAAGGACCCACAGGAAUACACAUACUGCUGAGUGACCAGGUGGUUUACAACUUACCUGACGAGAGCUGCUUUCUCAUUGGCACACUCAAAGAUGAAACGGGGGAGGGGCUCCACCUGGUUUUGAAGUAGCGAUGGAGGAUGUGAGUGUGAUGACAUCACUCAACACUCCUCCCUCCGUGACAAGCAGAGCAGCCUCCCUCCCUCACACUCUCUCCUAUCGUUCAGAUUGCUAUGU